This is a messenger RNA of Peniophora sp. CBMAI 1063, 4392 nucleotides long. The record is from the annotation of a GenBank genome assembly. NCBI's taxonomy places the organism in Eukaryota, Fungi, Basidiomycota, Agaricomycetes, Russulales, Peniophoraceae.
AUGGGGGACCGCAUCACGCUGAGCAGCGCGGAGACCGCCCUGGUCGAGCAGAUAUUUGCGAAGAACGACCCGCAGAGUUUUGGCGUCAUCACUGGCGACGUCGCCGUCAACGUCUUUGGCGGCUCGAAGCUGCCCUCGACCGUGCUGGGCGAGAUCUGGGCGCUGGCCGACAACGACAACAAGGGUUUCCUCGAUAAGCAGGGCGUCGCUGUGGCUAUCAGGCUUAUUGGUCACGCCCAGGCUGGCCGUGCAGUCUCAGAGGCACUUCUCAAGCAGCCCGGCCCACCCGCGGCUAUCGAAGGAUAUGCGGCGCCGCCGGCAGCUGCGCGCUCGCCGCCUCCCAAGCCGCCGGCACGCGCGCCCGGCCUGCCUCAGCUCACUCCUCAGGACAAGGCCAAGUUCGCUCGCCUCUUCCAGGGCUGUGGACCUCAGAGUGGCUUGCUGUCUGGCGACAAGGCUCGCGACGUAUUCGUCAAGUCGAAGUUGCCGGUGGACAAGCUCAGCGCGAUCUGGAAUCUGUCCGAUACCAAGGGCCGAGGUGCACUCGACCAGACAGACUUUACGAUCGCGAUGUACAUGAUCCAAGCUCUCAUGUCUGGCUCUCUCUCCUUCGUGCCUACAACUCUCCCCCCUGGUCUGUACGAACAGGCGUCGCCCGAGGGUGUUGUUUCACACUCUACCGGCGGCAGCUUCACCCGUCCUUCCACUCUCGCACCGCAGCACACCGGACCCAUUGCGACACACAGCACCGGCGUAGGUGCGCGUCCACCUCCGCCUGCUGUUCCGCCCCGCGCGCAAAGCCAAUUUAUACCCGCCUUCCCCGGAGUGCCGCAACAGCAAGCGGACACACGACCGUGGGAUGUUACUCCGCAAGAGAAGGCGAACGCGGACAAGUUCUUUGAUACGCUUGACACUGCGAAAAGGGGGUACAUCGACGGUGACACGGCCGUACCUUUCCUUCUGCAAUCGAAGCUGUCAGGCGACCAGCUCGCACAAGUUUGGGAUCUCGCCGAUUUGAACAAUGAUGGACGUCUUACUCGUGAGGGCUUUGCCGUCGCGAUGCACCUCAUUCAGAGCAAGCUCGCUGGAAAUGACCUUCCCGCUACGUUGCCUGCGACACUCGUCCCGCCUUCCAUGCGCGCCGCACACAGCUCGCAGCCGCAGCAACAACAGCCACUUGCACCCGUACACGAACUGUCCGACCUCCUGUUCGGCGAUGAUGAACCUCCCGCCUCAAAGUCCAUCGUCCCGCAGUCGACAGGCACUCCGCUGCAACCGCAGGGCACGGGUAGCUACACCGGAGGCGUGCUUCAGCCGCAGAAUACGGGUCAGUUCCGUGGACCGCUUCAGCCGCAGAGCACUGGCGCGCGCUCGCCUCCGCCGCAACAGACGAGCACCCCACUCGCUCAUCAGACCACUGGCGGUGCUUUUGGUACCCCGCAGCAGCCUCAGGGAUAUGGCUCUCCCGCGCCCAUCAGUCAACAGGGAACUGGAGUGUUCAGCUCGAGCUUCUCUCCGAGCCCAUUCGUCAUCCAGCAACCCCCGCAACAGCAGCAGGAUCCUUUCGGGGGCGCAGGUGCAGGUCAAGAACGGGAUCUGCUUGACGACGACGAGCCGCAAGCCGCAGCGUCUGCCCCCGCACCUCACGAGGACAAGAGCGCCGAGAUUGGAAACGCGCAGAACCAGCUGAACAGCACGAAUCGUUCACUGGAGAUCACUAAGUCGGAGCGCGGAGAUGUCGAGUCGAGGCUUGCGGAACAGGCGGCUCAGCUCUCUGCUCUGCAAUCGCAGCUCGCCGCGGCAAAGGCCUCGUACGAGACUGAGACGAAGGUCCUGGCUGCGCUGCGCGAGCGUUUCAGCAAUCAGACGGCUGAGAUUGCGGAGGUCCGUCGUGCGCUGAUUACCGCGGAGAGCGAGCUCAGCGCCGCACGCGUGGAGAAAGCCGAGGUCGAGCAGGGCGUAUUGCGCGACAAGGAAGAAGUGCGAGAGCUACAGCGCAAGAUGGCGGAGACGGGUGCGGCGGUGGAGGCUACGAAGGCCGAGACGGAGAAGUUCAAGAAGGAGGCCAAGCAGCAACGCGGAUUGCUUGCGAUCGCGAAGAAGCAGUUGGCAACACGCGAGGCGGAGCGCGCUCGUGCUGCUGAAGAACUUGCGGCAGCACAGGUCGACGCGAAGGAUGCGGCUCGCGAACGCACCGAAGCUGAGACAGAGCUCGCAACCGAACCCGUGGCGCCGGUUCCUGUCGUCGCGAACGGGCACUCCCAUCCCGCACCACCCGAGCGCGCGGACAGCGCCGCCUUUGCGGCAGCGAUGCCUCUUCCCGGAACACCCAGCAGCAUUGGCAGUCCCGCAAGCACGAUCAGCCGGAACCCCUUCGACCGUCUCACUGCGCAACCCACUGGUGGCAGUCUUGCCCCGCAACACACUGGUACUGGAAGUCCGCCGCGCACCGAGUCGCCGUUCUUGCCGUUCACGACUGGGUCGCUCCCGACAUCGCCACCUGCUGCUGCUCCCGCCGCGACGAGUGCAGACCCCUUCGGUUUUGAGCAGGCAUUCAACCCGGCGCAGCCGAUCGAAACGAAUCUCGCUCAGCCUGCUACGACUACUAUGGAACCGCCCUCUGAAACUGUCGCGAUGCCUGGUGCUCUCUCGCCGCCGUCCGUUAGCAAGGAUCUUGCCGAACCUGUCCAAGAGCCCGAGACUACGGAUAAGCCAACGACGGAUGCGCCCGCUAGACAAGACGUCACUGCACCCCCGCCUCAGGCUGAUGUGCUCACUUCGCCCACAAGCGAGGGCGGGGACCUGUUCAGCACACCGCCUACCAAGCCUACGGACGGGUCGCGCUUAAGCACAUUCGACGACGCUUUUGGCGGACUUCCUCCGUCGGAUGGACCUGUACCUCACUUCCCUCCCAUCGACUCAAACGGCGAUAUCGCGCGCGAGCCGCCGAAGCCCCACGCUAACACGGACGAGCCGCUCGAUACUACCACGAGCACCGACCUGGGCGCAAAUCUCAAGGAGCUAGAUGUGGAUGAGAGCGAUAGCAGCGACGAUGAGGAUAACAGGCCUCUCAGCACGAUCCUGGCUGCCAAGAAGCCCGAAGCUGCUGCUACGAACACGAAUGGGCCAGCACCGCAGAUCUCGUUCGAUGACGCGUUUGGACAGCCGUUCAGUCCUCCCGCUCCCGCCGCUGGUUCGCCGUUCGAUCAGCCACCCGUUGCAGCUUCGCCGUUCGAAUCCGCGGCUGCGACGUCGAGCUUCGAGGCGGCGCCUACACAGGACACGAGCACUGCUGCGUUCGAUGACGCCUUCGGUGCCACUGCGCCUCCCAAGAGCCCCGACGCCGGCAAGAAUGCGUUUGACGAGGCGCUCGGGAAGCUUCCCUCUUCCGAGUCUGCUCAACCGAGCUUCGGGUUCGACAACGGUUUCGAAGACAGCUUCGAUUUCGGAUCGGCGGCGACGGCGACGGCGCCUGUUGAAACUGCCGCACCCGCACCGGCGAGCACAGACGCGGGGGCGGGAUCGGGUUUCUUCCCGCCUCCGCCCAACGGACACGCGCGUCAUUCGAUGCUUCCCCCGCAGGCUGAUCACUCGCAUGCGGCGCCUACCAACAACGGCAGCACGUUCGACAGCGUGUUCGCUCCGGCGUCGGAAGCACCGAAACCAAACCCCUUCGCGCCCGCGCCUUCGGCUUGGACGCCUAUGGCUGCGGCUGCACCUGUCGAGGAGCAUGCACCGGCCGCAAAGCCGGAGAUUUCACAGAGCGACAGCCAGCGUCUGGGUAUCUCAUUCGACGAUGCGUUCGGAGGACAGACCGCGAGUCAGGCAUUGAACCUCGAUCAGUUCGGAUCGACGAGCUCGCGCUCGACCGCUGCGACGAAUGCGACUGCCACGUCUACUGCCACGGCUCCGCAGGAGUUCCCGAGGGCAACCAGCCCGCGGCGGAGCGAUACGCGGGAUAGCGUCAGUAUUGCAAGUCCGCCAAGGGCGGGAACCGCCAGUCCUCCGCCUCGCGUGAGCAGCCCGAGCGGGCGCCCUCGGCCGAGUACGGCGAGCAGCAAAGAGGAUGGGCUGAAGCCUGACAAGGGGAAGGAGCCGAGGCACUCGAAAUUGAGCCAGAUCCGACUGCCGUUCGGACGCAAGAAGAAUAAGGGCAAGGCGGGUGAAGGGGAGGCGCCGCCGGCUGUUCCGGCUCAGAGCGGUAGCAGCCUGACACCGGUGUUGGAUGAGGGCGCGGUGCCGAUCGUUCCGCCUACGGAGGCGGUCGAGGACGACGUCGAGGGCGUGAAGCAGCUCUGCGGUAUGGGCUUCAGCCGGACGCAAGCUGUCACCGCGCUCGAGACGAACGGAUACGAUUUCCAGAAGGCGCUGAACAGUUUGCUCGGCGGUUGA